Messenger RNA from Sycon ciliatum, 3399 nucleotides. Its product is annotated as cGMP-dependent protein kinase 1-like. Gene Ontology annotation, molecular function: cGMP-dependent protein kinase activity; ATP binding. The transcript is spliced from 4 exons. Gene Ontology annotation, biological process: protein phosphorylation. The record is from RefSeq and is a predicted model, not a curated record. The coding region runs from base 327 to 2501 and encodes 724 amino acids. NCBI's taxonomy places the organism in Eukaryota, Metazoa, Porifera, Calcarea, Leucosolenida, Sycettidae.
UUGAAGCCCUGUUGGGAAUGUAGGCUGUUGUUGAACACAGGGGAUCGUUUUGAUAGCCCUGGUUGGACGAAGUGUUCAGUGGAGGCACACAAAUGGCACGACAACGAGCUUUGCUUUCCCUAUUGGCUGACUCAGUCUCAUUAGCCGACUUUCACCCUUUUCCGUCGACUGUUGCCAUUCUUGACGAGUGAGGGUGAAACUUGGUUUGGGUGGUUCAGGGCUGAAGGACUUCCUCCCAAUUGCAACGUUUCCGCAUAGUAAUUGAAUGAAAUACUUACCUCCGGUCCUGAAACUGCGGGGAGGAAUCCACAGUGUGUACAGCGGAAAUGGAAUCUGAACUUGCCGCCAGGGCUGCAAGAAUUGAGGUUCUCGAAAAUGAACUCAAAGGUGAACGAUUGAAGACUACUCUCUUACAGAGAGAAAAUGCAGCCCUCCGCGAAGAGUUGGAGGAGUUGAAAGAAAGCAUGGAGCCGCCCAGCUUCCUCAAAUCCGCAUCAAAUACACCGGCCAAACCGGGAGACAAGCCUCCACGGGUGAGGAGGACGAGCGGAGCCAUCGGCAGGUCUCUGGACGACAAGAGUGCCAAAGCGGGUAUUUCGGGAGAAUUGUUUGACCCGGAAACCGUACUGAACUUCAAGAUCACCUACGUCACAAAGGACCAGGAGACGAAAACGAACCUGGAGAAUGCUAUUCGCAGAAACCCAAUGCUAGGCAGCUUGGAUGUGCAUCAGAUUCGCGAUAUAGUAGAUAGCAUGGAAGUGGGCCGUUACAAAGUUGGUGACACUAUCAUCCAAGAAGGAAGUCAAGGCGAUAAAUUGUACAUCAGCGCUGAUAAUGGAACCUUCGAAGUGGUAGCGGGUACAAGUACGAUAGCAACAUUCGGCAGUUGGGUAGUGUUUGGAGAGCUUGCUCUUCUGUAUGGAUGCCAGCGCACAGCCACCAUCAACCUUAUAGAAUCGGACGAUGACGGUACAGACAAAGAGGACGUCCAGGUCUGGUCAAUCAAGCGGCGCACGUUCCAGAUGAUCACGCUAAAGACGGGCAUGGUGCGACAGCGCAAGACCUUGUCCUUUGUGCGAAACAUUUCCUUCUUCUCGCACCUGAAAGAUAAAGAGGUGGAGCUGCUUCGGCUGGUCGACGCCCUGACCGAGGAACGGUACAUGCCCGGAGAGUACGUGUUCCAGCAAGGUGCAAUUGGCGAGACGUUCUACAUCAUACAAGAGGGCGAGGUUGUCGUGGAGAACAAGUCCGGCGCGGCAGGCAAAGACCCGGUUUUCGUGGCCACUCUGCGCCAAGGCGACACGUUUGGUGAAACGGCUCUGUUGCAUGAUGACAUACGCACGGCGGACGUCAAGGCUGUUACCGAUAUUGUCCUGCUUGCUCUCGGGCGAAAAAUGUUCGAGCGGACCUUGAGCCUGGUGGAGAAGAAGUACGAGUCCGCACUGCCAGUCUCCACGAUCUAUGAUGCGGAUGGGAUGGGUUUAAUGCCAACAACAUCCUCAUCUCAUUCUGUGGAUCCCACAUACGAAGAUCUUCUCAUGCAAGACUUUGUUAUCCUUGGACGACUGGGAGUAGGUGGGUUUGGCCGGGUCGAGUUGGUUCACAUGAUCGGCAACGACACCAAAACAUACGCACUCAAGUGCCUGGCCAAGAAACAACUCGUCGAGCGCAAGCAGCAGGCCCAGGUAUUCCGCGAGAGGGACCUGCAGAGAUCCAUAAAGCACCCAUUCAUUGCUCGACUGUACGGCACCUUCAAAGAUCCAUGCUUUCUGUACAUGCUGAUGGAGCCCUGCCUCGGUGGGGAGAUGUGGUGUGUCCUAAGAGAUUGCGGCCGCCUGACAGACGCAGAAGCUCAGUUCAUCACCGGCUGUGUCAUCGAAGCACUGUCGUAUCUACACCGUCGUCACAUCGUUUAUAGGGAUCUGAAGCCGGAGAAUCUGAUGUUGGACAGUCGUGGCUACUGCAAACUGGUGGACUUUGGCUUUGCGAAGAGACUGGACGGCCCGGCGUUCAAGACCUGGACGUUCUGUGGUACGCCGGAGUACCUUGCACCGGAGGUGAUUCUCAACAAGGGACACUCCUUCACCGCUGACAUCUGGGCAGUCGGCAUCCUGAUCUUCGAGCUCCUAAGCGGCUGGCCUCCGUUCGUGUCCAACAAGCAAGUCGAAGUGUACAGCAAUGUCCUGCGCGGCUUUGACAACCUUACCCGCUUCCCGGCCGACAGCUUCCCGGCCGUUCCCAAGUCUCUUGUGCUGAGCCUGUGCCGCCUGAAGCCGGCCAAGCGGCUCGGCGCAGGCCUCGGCGGCAGUGGCAUUGGUGCCAUCCAGAGUCACAAGUGGUUCUCGAACUUCAACUGGCUGAGCCUCCGCAGCCAGACCAUGGAGCCCCUCAUCGUGCCCAACAUCAGCAGCGAAACCGACCUCAGCAACUUCGAUCAGAAGGACAAGAACAAGGUGAAGCCAACCUCGCCCGACCACAGCGGCUGGGACGAGGGCUUCUAGUUACGAUGCAACUGUCGCUCGCUGACCACCUGUGGUACUGUGCACGUGGAAUUUGCCGGCAUCGGAUGAGUCCAACGCUGGUUGAGUCUCUGAUCUGUGGAUCACAAUGGGCUCAGUGACCCUGGCAUUUUCCAACUCACUGCAAAAAACUGACUUGAAACAGAUUUGACCAUAUUUGGAAUGAGAACUUAGCACAGACGUGCACUAGAGUUUCAUCCACAUGACGGACGGACCUAUUGCGACAAUACGGAAUCUUUCUCACUGAACUAACUUGUACCAAAAGUUUAUGACACAACGAAUGUGACCUAACCGUUCUGCUAUAUCCAAUGAAACAGGUGCACAGCGUGUCUGCAGUGCUCGUUUCAAGGCGUGGGUUCCAAUAGAUGAAACACCACGAUGCAACGUACCACCGAUAGGAUUUUUAUUCUUGUUCUCUCCCCUGGCAAAUCGGACGAAGUAACCAGAUGCUCCGAUCAGCUGACUGCUCAUCAGUGUACAUGCUAACACAAACACACGCAAACCUCGCAUCUCUAACCCUUUCUUGUCUCUCAAAUACAAUGGAUAUACAAUGUUUACUCUCACUUUCUUUCCUCGUCCUAUCAGCUUCUUCGCGUCACAUUCAUGCUGGUUUUAUAUCGAAUCACUUUUCAAACAACAGAGCAGUGACAUAUUUACUCGGAUCAUCUUUUCCGUAUAGUUUCUAACUUUCUACGGUUUCUAACACGCACGCUUCCUAACUUUCUAUGGGUUUUAUGGUUUCAAUGGCUUGACAUUACAUGCCUGUUUUCUACUUCGAAGAAGUCUAUCUGUAACUGUAUCCGUUUUCAGAGCAUUCUCUGCUCGGCUUCUAUUUGGAUAUCAGUAUUUCUUUCCACCUGAUUCUAUUGUAUGACUGAUA